AUGAGUGAAGUCGGUAUACAUAAUCACAGAAAAUCAGUGACAAAACCUAGGAGAAGAGAGAAGGUUAUCGAAUUAAUUGAAGUAGAUGGCAAGAAGGUAAGUACAACAUCAACGGGUAAACGCAAAUUUCACAACAAGUCGAAAAAUGGCUGUGACAAUUGUAAAAGAAGAAGAGUGAAAUGUGAUGAAGGAAAGCCAGCCUGCAAAAAGUGUACAAAUAUGAAAUUAGAGUGUCUAUAUACUCCAAUCCACUUACGCAAAGGGAGAGGCGCAACGGUGGUAAAAUACGUCACUCGAAAGGCUGAUGGUAGCGUUGAGCCCGAGUCCUCGGUAGAUUUGCCAACUAUGGUCAAGAAGGAGCAGACGCCAUUUGAUGAUGUUUCCUCAGCAAUAAAAGCUUCGGGAUCAUCAAACGAUUCAUACCCAUCUAGCACUUCCACAACGAAAAGCGAAAGUGAAGAAAAAUCAUCAGUACCUAUAGAGGAUAAAAAUACUAUGACCCCUCUAAGUAUGGGUCUGCAGAAUACAAUAAAUAAAAAAGAUAUGAUGAACAGUUUCUUCUCUCAGAACGGCACUAUUGCAUUUGGCUCCCCAGAAAGGCUAAACUCGGGAAUUGAUGGCUUGUUGCUACCACCUUUGCCCUCUGCAAAUAUGGGCCCUUUCCAACUGCAACAACAAACUCAGUCGCAGCAGACUCAGUCGCAGCAAACUCAACCCCAGAAUCAAUCACAGCGGACCCAAACGCAGCAACAACCACAACCUCAACCGCAGCCAGCAAGUGGGACUCCAAGCGAUAGGUAUGGCUCGUUUGAUCUCGCUGGUAGUCCUGCCUUGCAAUCGACGGGUAUGAGUUUAUCGAAUAGUUUAAGUGGAAUAUUACUUUGCAAUAGGAUCCCAUCGGGACAAAAUUACACUCAACAACAGCUGCAAUAUCAAUUACAUCAACAGCUGCAACUGCAACAGCAUCAACAAGUUCAAUUACAGCAAUAUCAACAAUUACGUCAGGAACAACACCAACAAGUUCAGCAACAGCAACAGGAGCAACUCCAGCAAUACCAACAACAAUUUUUACAGCAGCAACAGCAAAUACUACUUCAGCAAGAGCAGCAACCCAACGAAGAGGAAUCUGCUAUUCGGGAGGAAACUAGCAAAAAGAUAAAGGGACAGCCUUUGCAACCGCACACAGGCGAACCUACUUUGAAUAAUGAUGCCGCCACACUACAAGCAGACGCACUAUCUCAAUUAAGCAAAAUGGGAUUGAGUUUGAAGUCCCUAAGUACUUUUCCAACAGCCGGUAUUGGUGGCGUUUCUUAUGAUUUCCAAGAAUUGUUGGGCAUAAAGUUGCCAAUGAAUAAUGGUAACUCAAGAGCCGCAAAAGUUAGCAACGCAGAGGAAGCUCUGGCCAAUAUGCAAGAACAUCAUGAGCGGGCUGCAGCUUCUGUGAAGGGAAACGAUGGUCAAUUAUCCGAUACAAAAAGCCCAACACCAUCGAACGUACAAGGAAGAAGUACCAGUAUAUUGGGAUCGCAAGGAUCUACCGCGGUUUCAACGAUGGCCCCUAUAUCAAUGAUCGGACGACAUAUGAACGGUGACGAUACCCUUUCUCCUUCGACGCCUGCUGCGGUGCUGGACGGCAGACAAGGAAUACAAGACACUUUGAGUUCUCUAGGAAAUUUGACAAAAGUAGCCUUAGAAAAUGACGGCACAACAAUGGGUGUACAAACGUCACAAACAAGGAAUGACGAUCAAGGCUCACAACAAGACAUGUCUUCAAAAUUAAACAACGAAGACGGAGAUUCUAUUUCUGUCGGUACAAGUGGUAUUUCCAAACUUUUGGAUCUUUCUACCAAGGGCAAUCUGAAUCUGAUAGACAUGAAAUUAUUCUAUCAUUAUUGUACAACGGUCUGGCCUACAAUUACUGCGGCAAAAGUUUCUGGACCUGAAAUAUGGAGGGAUUAUAUACCAGAACUGGCUUUUGACUAUCCAUUCUUAAUGCAUGCUUUAUUGGCAUUCAGUGCCACACACCUUUCGAGAACUGAAACAGAAUUAGAACAGUACGUUUCAUCUCAUCGCCUAGACGCUCUGAGAUUAUUAAGAGAGGCCGUUUUGGAAAUUUCAGAGGAUAACACUGAUGCAUUGGUUGCCAGUGCUUUGAUAUUAAUCAUGGACUCACUGGCAAACGCUAGCGGAAAUGGUACAGUAGGCAACCAAAGUUUAAAUAGUAUGUCGCCAAGUGCUUGGAUAUUCCAUGUUAAAGGUGCAGCAACGAUUUUAACCGCUGUAUGGCCAUUAAGUGAAAGAUCUAAAUUCCACAACAUUAUAUCGGUUGAUCUCAGCGAUUUAGGCGAUGUCAUCAAUCCCGAUGUGGGUACAAUAACCGAUUUGGUAUGUUUUGACGAAAGCAUUACUGAUUUAUAUCCGGUCGGCUUAGAUUCGCCAUACUUGAUAACCUUAGCUUACUUAGACAAGUUGCACCGUGAAAAAAACCAAGGUAAUUUCAUACUUCGAGUUUUUACAUUUCCAGCAUUAUUGGACAAAACAUUCCUCGCGUUAUUGAUGACAGGUGACUUAGGCGCGAUGAGAAUUAUGAGGUCAUAUUAUAAACUACUGAGAGGAUUUGCUACAGAGGUCAAGGAUAAAGUCUGGUUUCUCGAGGGUGUUACGCAAGUGUUGCCUCAAGACGUUGACGAAUACAGCGGAGGUGGUGGUAUGCAUAUGAUGCUGGAUUUCCUCGGCGGUGGGCUACCAUCAAUGACAACAACGAAUUUUUCAGACUUCGCGCUGUGA
This is a messenger RNA of Saccharomyces eubayanus, 2787 nucleotides long. RefSeq names its product Upc2p (gene UPC2). The transcript has a single exon. Gene Ontology annotation, biological process: regulation of transcription by RNA polymerase II. NCBI's taxonomy places the organism in Eukaryota, Fungi, Ascomycota, Saccharomycetes, Saccharomycetales, Saccharomycetaceae. Gene Ontology annotation, molecular function: DNA-binding transcription activator activity, RNA polymerase II-specific; zinc ion binding. The record is from RefSeq and is a predicted model, not a curated record. The coding region runs from base 1 to 2787 and encodes 928 amino acids.